Molecule: messenger RNA, 201 nt
Organism: Colletotrichum lupini
Lineage: Eukaryota; Fungi; Ascomycota; Sordariomycetes; Glomerellales; Glomerellaceae
Exons: 2
Coding region: 1-201 (66 amino acids)
Source: RefSeq, a predicted model, not a curated record
AUGAUCCAGCUCAACAAGCCGACCGAGUGCGAGUCGCACGAUGCACAGACUCUGCAUGUACGGUUGGUCAAGGUUGCGGCGGCGCGCACUGGUGCAGAAUCUUAUGAAGCAUACCUGUCCCACGCCGACGCCGCAGACGUUCUUCGGCGAACCCUGCUCGGUACCCCUAUGGACUUUUGCCGCUCCCGUUCACGUUCCUGA